Miniopterus natalensis is the source of this 1086-nucleotide messenger RNA. RefSeq names its product leucine rich repeat containing 46 (gene LRRC46). The record is from RefSeq and is a predicted model, not a curated record. Gene Ontology annotation, molecular function: protein binding. Lineage: Eukaryota; Metazoa; Chordata; Mammalia; Chiroptera; Miniopteridae.
CUCUCCCCCAAGACUCUGAGCUUCUCUCUCCUUAUACCAUCCAGGGUCCCGCCAUCCCCAGGGGCUCUCCAAAGAGCUCUGCUCUUCCUUCCAGUCUCGCCCCAGGACAGCGGCCUUUAGGUCAUGCCUGGAGCUCAGCUUGCCCAGAGUCCAGAGGAAGGGGACGUGUGCAUUACUGAAGCCCUUAUUACUAAGCGGAACUUGACCUUCCCUGAGGAUGAGGAUCUGUCAGAGAAGAUGUUUCACACUAUUGCUGAACUACAGACUGUCCGCUUGGACCGGGAGGGGAUCACCACUAUUAUGAAUCUGGAAGGCCUCCAGAAUCUUCACAGCCUCUAUCUGCAAGCGAAUAAGAUACAGCGAAUUGAGAACCUGGCCUGCAUCCCCUCCUUGCGCUUCCUGUCUCUGGCAGGAAACCGAAUCAGGCAGGUGGAAAACCUUCGUGACCUCCCACACCUCCAGUUUCUGGACCUUUCUGAGAACCUGAUAGAAAAACUGAAGCUGGAUGAAUUCCCCCAGAGCCUUCUCAUCCUCAACCUGACUGGAAACAGCUGCACCAACCAGGAUGGCUACAGGGAGCUGGUGAUCGGAGCCCUGCCACUGCUCAUGGACCUGGACAGGCAGCCUGUGUCGGAGCGCUGGGACUCAGAUGAGGAGGGUAAAGCCUCGGAUGAAGAGUUCCCAGAGCUGAGUGGCCCAUUCUGCUCAGAGCGAGGCUUCCUCAAGGAGCUGGAACAGGACAUGAGCAGGCACAAGGAGCGCAGACAGCAGGCAGCCCAGAUGGAGCACCUUCUGAGGAUGGAGACACAGCCCGUGCUCACUGAGCUCCCCCAGCUGCCCGGGAGGUCCAUGGCUGGGGAUAGCAGCCCUUCUGUCACUGCCGGGCAAGGGAAGAAGACACCCCAUGAGCCUGCCCCCUUGCCUCAAGCCUCCUUUGCCACCAAGAAACUGUGGCCUCUGGUUUCCAAGGGCCCCCAAAACCUUGUCCAGGCAAGGAAGGGGGUGAGAGCAGCUGUAGCCCCCAAGGUCUCUGUGGCUGGGGCACCCAGCACAACCAAAACUAUGACCAGGAGAAUCAAGAAAUGA